Messenger RNA from Mytilus californianus (California mussel), 3313 nucleotides. RefSeq lists its product as uncharacterized. The coding region runs from base 180 to 1769 and encodes 529 amino acids. Lineage: Eukaryota; Metazoa; Mollusca; Bivalvia; Mytilida; Mytilidae. The transcript has 3 exons. The record is from RefSeq and is a predicted model, not a curated record.
GUCAUUAAAAUAAUUACGCCAUAUUUAACACCGUGUACAGGCAUUGAGCCAAACUUGUUAGAUAAUGAUUCAGAUCUCAAACAAUAAUGUUGUUUUGAAUUUUACAAGCCGUACACACCUUCAUUGCAACUCACUAAAGUAAAUGACUACAGCUAGAUUUAUUUUUCAAAAUAAUCUUAAUGGAUACUGAAUUAAGUGAUGGGUUAAUUGAGCACUCAUGCUCUAGUGUUGACGUGGAAAGAUGUGGUGACACAAUCUGCAUACAACACGAGCAAUUGAUAUGCAACAAUUGCCUAAGCAAUAAACACAACAAGUGCAUAACUUUAACCCUAACAAGUGCACUAGAAUCUGUUGAUUUACAGUCAACUCUUAAGAACAUACAAGAACGUACGGACUUAUUAAAAAACACGAUUACAACUUCGAUAAAGGCGAAAGAAGAGAAUAUUUUACUUCUCAAACAAAAGUCAGAAGAAAUAAAAGAUGAAAUAAGUUCAUUUCGUCAAAGAAUAAUACAUACUUUAGAUAUCAUGGAAAGAGAUGCUCAUUUGGCUAUUAAUGAUGAGAUAGGUAGAAUGCUGAACAUGGCUGAAAUGGAUGAACAAGAUCUUUUGAUUCAGAAAUCAAAGAUAGAGCAUUUACAGCAAUGCGUUCAAGAAAUCCUUAUACAUAAGAUAAAUGAGAAAUCAUUCCGUAAACUUAUUGAAGUCAGUGGAAUUCAAAAAGGUAUAGCUAGUUUUCUUAGCAGUAAUAACAGACUCAGGCAAAACCAAGAUGCAGAAUUUCAAUGGAAUGGGUUAAUCAGUGAACUCCAAGAGAAAAGUUUGAUUCCAACUUUUGGACAGCUUAUACAAAAAUUAUCUUUGACGAAUGAAGAGAUCCCGGAUAUUGCUAGUUCUAUUCCAAAUGAGCCAAUUAUCGAACUAUAUCGAAGUAUCGAUCACUGUAUCGAUACCCAAAACAUGCGGAUCGAUAAUAAUUGUUCGAUAAAAAGAAACAGUUUCGUUUUGAAAUCUAGUUUUGAUACUUUGGACAUUGAAGUUAACGUUCAAAUAAACCGUGGUUGUUUCAUUUCCAAUAACCGAGUUUUGUUGAAAGACAUGAGAAAUUCGUGUAUAUAUCUACUGAACGUUGAAGAUGAAACAUUUCAGAAGCGUUACCUUGAGCAUGAAGCACUUGAUAUAGCAGUUUUCGAUUGUUCACGGGCAGUGGUGACACUACGAGAAGGUGGGAUACAGGUUAUCAACAUACCCUCACUAACACCGGGUGAACGAAUCAGAUGUGGAGGCUCGUUUUAUGCAGUAGCAUGUACGAACAAUACAAUAUUUGUUAGAACAUCUUAUCGAAAACUAACCGUCUUUGACAUAACAGGCAAACAUCAGAAAACUAUGGAAACAGAAUUUGUCAUUGACUACAUGUGUGUUAAUAAAAAUGUGAUAUAUUGCACUAACUAUUGUACAAAUCGCGUUUUUGCUUUGACCACUGAAGGAAUUCCUGUUUUCAGUCAUGAACUAACUUCGCUGAAAGGUCCAGUCGGUGUGACCGUAGACAAACGUGGUUUGGUUUAUGUUGCUGGGUGGUUAUCAAACAAUAUACACCAAUUUGAUGAAGAAGGCAAUUUAUUGACGAUUAUUGGAACAGAGAAGGAUGACAUUUACCGACCAAUGGGCCUGUCUUAUAAUUCAGAAGAGGACUGUUUGAUGGUUAUAAAUAAGGGUUGUAUUUCUAUUUCUGUGUAUGAUAUUAUGGAUAAUGACAAAAUCGGCCAUUAGUUAAUAUAUGUUUCAGAGAUAUAUAGUCCCUUGCUCUAUGCUCUAUACGUAAUACUUGUUUUUGACUUCUUUAAAUAGGAAAACCUAAGGUGAUACUAUAGUUAUAUUUAAUAGAUGUUACCCAGUGAGAAAAUACAUAAAUUUGUUACAUAUUUAGACGUUUGUGUACGAUACAUCAUUUGACGUGACUUUACAACACAUUUUGUGAUUAUUUAUAGUAUAUCAAUGAUUAAAAAAAAGAAUUAUGUUGCUGUCAUCGUUCAUUAUAUUAUUAUAUUGUAUAGACUUUGCCCUUCAUGUAAGACCAUCAUGCAAAAAUAAAUCAAAUGCGUAAUCAAAGCUACAUGGCAUAGAAUUUACACUUAUAUAGACUCGUUUAUAGAGGACAUGCCAUAUGUCAAUGUCAUAACUGCUGAAUUAGAAUAUAUGCUUUGAAAUUUCAGAGGUGAAGAUUUUAAAGUUAAAAACCAACGACGGACAUAAAGUGAUGGCAAAAGCUCACGCGGCUUUAAAUUUAUGUCAGAAAGCUUACUGUAGUUCGUCUCGCUCUAAUCGGUGUCUAAAGGAUUUGAAAUAAAUUGAAAUAUUUUAGCCAUAAUUUUUUCUACACAAAUAACUAUUAUGAUUGACCAUUUCAUUCACUUAAAACCGUUAUACUUUAUGAGAUGCGAUUAUAGAUGAUAUUCAAGAAGAAGAAAAAAUAAAAUAACAGUGAAUUUAUUAUGUUUUUUGGCAGUACAAAACACACACAAAUGAAGGGUCAUUUAUAGCAUGUGGGAGCGAUACACACACAUCUAAAUGAGAUUGAACUGACGUUCCUAAACAGGCUUGUCUCUUUUAUCAUUUAUAUGAUCACGUUGUUUACAAUAAAAGCAUUUCCUGACUUUUAAAAUUUCGAUAUGUGCAAAAUUGAAUGUAUAGUAGAUGCACAUCCGUUUUAUAAUUCAUUUGCAAACAUUUUGUAUCAAACAGCUGAAGUACAGUUAAGAGAAGCGUGGUUGUGAAGAUUAUCAAUGCAGCUCACUUAUAUCACAGAAUAGAUCAGUAUCAGAUUUACCCGAGGCGGAAACAAGUGGAAUAUUUGUUAUAAAGGAGGACGAACUUAUCAUAUACGUGGGACAAUCUGGGGACUGUAUCAGAGAAAGAUUACUGAGUCACUUGUCAGGGUAUGACGCCCAAAAUGUUGGAUCAUAUUUAAAAACAUUACCAAAAGAAUACAAGAUUGAACAUAUAAAGUUAGGAUGGGUAGAAAUUAAAGGUGCAAACUUUAAGGAACAUCAUUAUUUAUCUUGCUUAGCCAAUAAACAACAAGGUUGGCCAAAAUGUAAUCUGAAACGAGGAAGACCGGCGAAAAAUAGACAGAGAACAGGAUCUUAACAUACAUUUAUAUGUUGACACUUUGCCAGUAUAAUAAAACUUAUCAGGAAAGCUUUUGCCAGUAGGAUAUCUUUGUUAUCUAAGUCAGUAUCUUUUAUUCGUACAUUUGUUAUGCCUUAGUUUGUUUUCGUGUUGUAUUUUUUCGUUAAAUAAAUCAUGUAAAGUUG